Labeo rohita (rohu) is the source of this 2454-nucleotide messenger RNA. Its product is annotated as gastrula zinc finger protein XlCGF57.1-like. Bases 197 to 1951 code for a protein of 584 amino acids. The record is from RefSeq and is a predicted model, not a curated record. Gene Ontology annotation, cellular component: nucleus. NCBI's taxonomy places the organism in Eukaryota, Metazoa, Chordata, Actinopteri, Cypriniformes, Cyprinidae. Gene Ontology annotation, biological process: regulation of transcription by RNA polymerase II. The transcript has 2 exons. Gene Ontology annotation, molecular function: DNA-binding transcription factor activity, RNA polymerase II-specific; RNA polymerase II cis-regulatory region sequence-specific DNA binding.
GGCGCCUUUUCCCUUCAAACUCAAAACAGUAGAAGAGGAAAACGAAUGAAUGCGCUACCAGCCGAUGUUUCUAAAAAAAAAGAUUGGUAACGUUUUUAAAGCAUGGAGUCAAUUACAAGUGAAGACUUGCAUUUAGACCAACAAGAAGAACAGAAACCUGUGAAGACAGAGUUUUUUUGGAGAUUACAGUGAGAAGAUGAGCGAUCCAGAACCCCUCAGAGUGAAGGAUGAAGAUACUGAAGAACGAAGAGACCUGAUGGAAGAGAAUGAGGAAAGUGAAGAACAGAACUGCUCACAGAAGGAAAGACAAUUUAAAUGGAGAAGAAGAGCCAACAAGUUAACUUGCCUUCAAUGUGGAAAAUCAUUCCCAUACAAAAAAAGUCUUGAAGAUCACAUGAGAAUCCACACAGGAGAGAAGCCAUUUACAUGUGAUCAAUGUGAGAAAAGUUUCAGACUAAAAAGAAACCUUAAUAUACACAUGAAAAUCCACACUGGAGAGAAGCUACACACAUGUGAUCAGUGUGGAAAGAGAUUCACACAAAAAGCAACCCUUAAGAAACACAUGAACAUCCACUCUAAAGAGAAGCCACACACAUGUGAUCAGUGUGGGAAGAGUUUCACACGGAAAGAAACCCUUACGGAUCACAUGAGAAUCCACACUGGAGAGCCGCUGCCCACAUGCGGUCACUGUGGGAAGAGUUUUGUACAGGCAGUCAGUCUUAAUUCACAUCUGCGUUCUCAUUCUGAAGAUCAUCAAAGAUCAUUUACCUGUGAUCAGUGUGGGAAAAACUUUCGUUGGGCACAAUCCCUGAAGAAGCACCUGUCCAUUCAUACAGAGGAGAAGACUCAUGUGUGUUCUUUGUGUGGAAAGAUUUUUUCACGACUGUACACUUUUAAAAUACACCAGAAAAGACACAACAGCGUGAAGAAUCAUAAGUGCUCUGAUUGCGGGAAGUCUUUUUACACAGAUGUUCAAAUGAAGCUGCACCAGAGAAUUCACACUGGAGAAAAACCUUACAAGUGUUCACAAUGUGACAAGAGAUUUAGUCGGGUAGAAUCUCUGAAAACACAUGAGAAGAUCCACACUGGAGAGAGGCAGCACGUGUGUGGUCAGUGCGGGAAGAGUUUCACACUAAUAGGAAACCUUAAAGAACACAUGAAAAUCCACUCUGGAGAGAAGGCACACACAUGUGAUCAAUGCGGAAAGGGAUUCAAACAAAAAGGAAACCUUAACAAACACAUGAGAAUCCACACUAGAGAGCCGCUGCCCACAUGCGGUCAUUGCGGGAAGAGUUUUGCACAAGCAGUCAGGCUUAAUUCACAUCUGUGUUCUCAUUCUGGAGAUCAUCAAAGAUCAUUUACCUGUGAUCAGUGUGGGAAAAGCUUUCGUUGGGCACAAUCCCUGAAGAAGCACCUGUCCGUUCAUACAGAGGAGAAGACUCAUGUGUGUUCUUUGUGUGGAAAGAUUUUUUCACGACUGUACACUUUUAAAAUACAUCAGAAAAGACACAACAGCGUGAAGAAUCAUAAGUGCUCUGAUUGCGGAAAGUCCUUUUACACAGAUGCUGAAAUGAAGCUGCACCAGAGAAUUCACACUGGAGAAAAACCUUACAAGUGUUCACAAUGUGAUAAGAGAUUUAGUCGGGUAGAAUCUCUGAAAGCACAUGAGAAGAUCCACACUGGAGAGAAGCCGCACACAUGUGAUCAGUGCGGGAAGAGUUUCACAUUUAAAGGAAACCUUAAGUUACACAUGAAAAGCCACUCUGGACAGAAGCCACACGUGUGUGAUCAGUGCGGGAAGAGUUUCACACUCAAAGGAAACCUUAAAGAACACAUGAAAAUCCACACUGGACAGAAGCCACACGUGUGCUCUUCUUGUGGAAAAUGUUUUACAUGGUUGCAUGGUUUGAAAGUACACCAGAAGACACAUACCAGUGUGAAAGCAGUGUGAAAAAGACAUUUGCUAUAUAAUCUCUCCAGAGAAUUCACACUGGAGAAUAGACUUUUAAGUGCGGACACAGUGAUAAGAGAUGAAGUUUGUCAGGACACGUAAAACCACAUUAGAUGAUCCACAUAAGCUGAAUCUGUAGGUGUAGUGUCAUUAAAAGUAUAGUUCUUGUUCAGAUCCAGUUUCAAGUGCAACUUUGCAUCAAGACCAGCAGUUCUGAGUGUUAAGGUUAAAAUUAACUUGAAGAUUGAGUUCUUCCAAAAAGACGAACAUUUAAGAAGUGUGUCACUCUUAGUUCAUUUACUGUUUUUUACAAAACAAAGUAGUCGUUUUUUACAUGUACAGAAUAGUCUUGAGUUUACAUUUACUAGGUAUGUGCUGAAUGAGGCUUUUGAAACAGUGAGAAUUUUACAAAAAACUGCGUUGAUGCUUCAAAGCUUUUGGUACAGUUCUGUACUCCGCCAUCUGGUGGUCAAUAAAAAUUCAUACACAAAAUGUGUCAUUGA